GGGACACACCCUGCCUGUAUUGUGUGUGCUGGUGAGAGAAGUAGACCAAUUGAUUCUGAGCUGUUCGCGAGACAAGACCAUCAAGAUGUGGAGCGCAUGUUGUGCGAAUGUGUUGCGCAGAUGCGGCUGUAGGGACCCUGGUUACCACUGCUUCAGGACACUCACGUCUCACAAGGCGGCAGUGAACAUGAUCCAGGCCAAUGACGAAGUGAUCGUUUCGGUGUCUGGUGACCAUGGUGCCAUUGUGUGGGAUCUCAAAACGGGCGAAGAGUUGCGGCAUUUAGUGGGUCAUCAGCGAGGCAUUGCUUGCGUCUAUCUACGAGGAAACUAUGUUGUGACAGGGUCGUCCGAUUUCACCGCUAAAGUGUGGGACUACAGAAGCGGGAAGCUCCUCAACACUCUUCGCGGUCAUACACAUCUGGUUCGCUGUCUGACAUUUAACGAUCGUAUUCUUCUCACCGGGUCCUAUGAUACGACCAUCAUUGCCUGGGACUGGCGCACGGGCACGGAGCUGUUCAAAUUCAACGAAUUCCGAGAUGCCAAAGUCUACAAAAUGCAAUUCGACGAAAAUAAGAUCAUCUCCUGUGGGGAAAGAAAUGCCGUACACAUGCGCAGCUUCACAGCGGUAGACGCGGCCACCGCUUCUGGGCUAUAAAGAAUAUAGUCCUGUGUGUGUUUAUCGUUGAACCCUGAAGGAAUUAGGUCGGUAUGUGGCGUGUGGAUGCGCGAGGUUGCUGAGGAGGGCAAGGCCUCAACCGGAUCUACACCGUUUUUCUUUGCUGGUUAAUUUCGAAGUGCGCACAAACCUGUGCUUGUUGGUGCGGGUCUGAUCCAUCAGUAAGCGCCGCAACAAUCUGCUACUAUAGUUAUGGGUGGGUACAGGAUUAACGCAUGAGUAAGAUUAAAUCCUCUCUCAGAAGUUAGUAUCUUACCGAAUUUUAUAUUGUUCCCGCUUUACUUGUACGCACCACAUUGGCGUACAUCUCAAACUGA
Sphaeroforma arctica JP610 is the source of this 993-nucleotide messenger RNA. RefSeq lists its product as hypothetical. The record is from RefSeq and is a predicted model, not a curated record. The coding region runs from base 86 to 655 and encodes 189 amino acids. The transcript has 4 exons. NCBI's taxonomy places the organism in Eukaryota, Ichthyosporea, Ichthyophonida. Gene Ontology annotation, molecular function: protein binding.